Messenger RNA from Pyrus x bretschneideri (Chinese white pear), 1840 nucleotides. RefSeq lists its product as uncharacterized. The transcript is spliced from 4 exons. NCBI's taxonomy places the organism in Eukaryota, Viridiplantae, Streptophyta, Magnoliopsida, Rosales, Rosaceae. The record is from RefSeq and is a predicted model, not a curated record. Bases 352 to 1590 code for a protein of 412 amino acids.
UACAAUUUCAGCAUCGAAAGUGAAACAAGCAACCGCAUUUUCUCCGAACUCAAUGUUUGUGUUUCUCUAGAAUCUUAGUUUCCCCACCUCGUCCCUUCCGCCCGAUACAAAACAAAACCCAAAACCUCAAAAUUCCCAGAUAGCAUCAACCAUUGAAGCUUUUGGUUCUCCGCUCCACGGCGUCGUUGCAACACUUGCAGAAGGAAUCGGGUUUGUCCGAAAAUCAUAAUUGGCGAAUGAUUUUGUUUGUCGCUUGACUUGGCGCACCGGAAGCUAGCGGCUAGCCUGUUCCAUAUAAGGGGUGGGAAAAUUUUGGGGAAGAGGAAGAGAGUUUGGUAAAAGUGCCUGAAGAUGAGCCAGUCGGAUCAAGGGAACACCCCUGAUGGCUCGUCAAGUAUCCCCAUGAAGCGAAAACGUGGCCGUCCACGAAAAUAUCCCAAACUAGAUCUGGAAGAGAAUGUUUAUGUGAGAAAUGCUCCAAAUCUGAACUCGGGGGAAAAUGCUGGUACUGGUGUUCCUUCUGCUCCUCCUGGAUUUCUAGGGAGGAAAGGAUACCAGCCACAUCAUGGAGCUCCCAGUAAUGGUGCAGCCAAUGUCAUGGUCGGAACAGUUGUUUCUGGUGUCAUUGAUGCAACAUUUGAUGGAGGAUAUCUACUUAGUGUUAGGGUUGGCAACUCUGCCACCACUAUGAGGGGUGUUAUCUUCAAGCCUGGACAUUACGUUCCUGUUUCAGCAGAGAAUGACGUGGCCCCAGAUGUUCAAAUGAUGAGGCGAAAUGUGAUUCCAAUUCCAGCUGAGAUCUCUCAUUUCCAUGGUUCGAGCCCUCGUUCUAGAGAUGCCAUUCGAUCUGUUAAUCAUGUAGCAUCAAAACGCAAACAUAUGGUUCCAGUGGCACCCCAAACUGCUAGCCCACUACUGUCCAGAGGCAACUUGUUGCCUGUUAUACUGCAACCUCGAAAUUUAUCUGAAGGGGUACCACUCACUGGUUUAUCAAAUUCUGUUGCACCAGGUGCUCCUCCUACCAAUGGGCCAAUGCGCACCAUCUGGAUGCCACUCGCCAAUGAAGUUGUAAACCAAUCUUCAGAUCUGGUAACUUCAAAAGUUAAGCAGGUUCCAUCAGUUCCUCCAUCAAAUGGGUCGAUAUCUACCAACCAGAUUCCAAGGGUUGGAAAUCAAUCGUUGGUCUUCGAGGGUGGACACAAUGAGAAUGGUACUUGUAAUCAACCAUCAACAGAGAGGCUGAAGGCAGAAGCCAAAUCACCGAGACUCCCAAAUAUACCUUUUGAAAAAUUGGUUACCGAGGUAGUUACGACGAUUGAUACACCCUCACAAGCCCCCUCACAUUCAACUGAGAUGAACAUUGAGGGGAGCAAGUCAACUGGCGGUGAGCUGGAGAACGAUAUGGAUCAGCCUUUAGUGAUUGAGCCUCUGCAAGCCAUACAGCCUAAAGACUACUCUAUACCACAUUCAAAACCCCCGGAGGAUGAUAGAAAUGGAAAAAUGUCUGAGCUGUUGCAGGUUUUGCAGGAAAGCAUGAGGGAAAGCGAGUCAACCACAGAUUCGAAAGCGAAGAUGGAUGAACCAAGCUAGACUGUGUUCGGAAAUGAAGAAUCCGAUGUUUCAAGAAAACCUUCCGAGGCAUGAAAUGUUUAAUUUUAUGGUUGCCACCUUGUAUGGAUAUUGUGUACAUGCUUUGGUGAUGGACAUCAAGUCUUUGCAUGAUGUGGUAAUCAUACCUGUAUGUGGAGUGAUUGUGUUUUUAAACAAAGCAUGUUGGAUAUUAAGUACAUAGAAGGUUGUUUUCUUAAAAUAGUUGCAGUGGAAGGUUCGUCUUUACCCA